AUGUCUUUACUAUCGGCAACAGUCCGACAGACCGCAGUCAGACCGCAGUACUUGCAUCUGGCCCUGCGCACAUACUCAGGCGUCGCCUGUACCAAAUACAACCCGGCAUCCCAAGCCAAAAAAUCUUACACCCUCACAUCAAAGCGCCCUAUCUCAUCGACACACCAAAACCAAAACACAGAGUACUUCCCUGCGCCGAAGACUCCUAAUGUCAAAGAAGUACAAACAGCAUGGACACACCCAGUCUACACCGAGGCCCAAAUGCAAAAUAUCAGUAUUGCACACCGAAAGGCUUCAAAUUGGUCAGACUGGGUUGCUUUGGGAACUGUGCGCGUCUUCCGAUGGGGCAUGGACUUUGCGACAGGAUACAAACACCCCAAACCUGGCCAGGAGCUUCCAGCUAUGUUCAAAAUGACAGAGAAGAAAUGGCUGGCGCGAUUUGUCUUCUUGGAGAGCGUCGCAGGUGUGCCGGGAAUGGUUGGUGGUAUGCUGCGACAUUUGCGCAGUCUUCGAAAAAUGAAGCGGGACAAUGGAUGGAUUGAAACCCUUCUUGAAGAAGCAUUCAACGAGCGUAUGCACCUCUUGACAUUCCUGAAACUGGCCGAACCAGGAUGGUUCAUGCGCGUCAUGGUUCUUGGAGCCCAAGGUGUCUUCUUCAACGGCUUUUUCCUUGCCUACCUGGUGUCCCCACGCAUCUGCCACCGAUUUGUUGGAUACCUCGAGGAAGAGGCUGUCAUCACCUACACUCGCGCCAUUGAGGAACUUGAGGCCGGCAAACUCCCCCAGUGGAAUGAGCUCGACGCACCCGAGAUUGCUGUCCAAUACUGGAAGAUGCCAGAGGGCCAGCGGAAGAUGAAAGAUCUGCUGAUGUAUGUUCGUGCUGACGAAGCGAAGCAUCGCGAGGUCAACCAUACUCUCGGAAACCUCAACCAGACUAUGGACCCCAACCCGUAUCAGACGGAGUACACCGACCCCACUGGCGAUCACCCGAGCAAGGGCAUCGACACCCUCAAAGAGACUGGGUGGGAGCGGAAGGACAUCUUCCAUACUCCAUUCAAGAACUAA
Molecule: messenger RNA, 1065 nt
Organism: Penicillium salamii
Lineage: Eukaryota; Fungi; Ascomycota; Eurotiomycetes; Eurotiales; Aspergillaceae
Source: the annotation of a GenBank genome assembly